Dalotia coriaria is the source of this 989-nucleotide messenger RNA. RefSeq lists its product as uncharacterized. The record is from RefSeq and is a predicted model, not a curated record. Bases 99 to 869 code for a protein of 256 amino acids. NCBI's taxonomy places the organism in Eukaryota, Metazoa, Arthropoda, Insecta, Coleoptera, Staphylinidae. The transcript has 2 exons.
GCAAUUCUAAUGUACGGAAACGUAGAUAAGCCGCUGCAACCUUAUUUAAAGUCGACACCAUUAAUAAUACACUUCAGUUCUUCGCUGCGUUGACAAAAAUGAUGAAAUUACGUUUGACAACUCUCGCCGUGGUCGUUUUGGCUGUGGCCAUGAGCAAUGGUCAAAUCAGUUCCUCAAUCGAGGAUUCAAUUCCACCCUUCACCAUGUCCGAAAUGGAAGCCCGCAUGAGUCUCAACUCUAUCUUAACCGGCACCACUGCUCAACUAAACAAAGUCAUCAAUACAAUCAGAGCGCAAAUGUUAAGCGUCACCGGUAAUCUCAAUUCCGCCAUUGAUUCAGUCAUGGGUUCUGGUACCAACUACAUUAAAAACAUAAUCGCUUCAAUGACAAACCGUGAACAAUUAAUGAACAACGAAAUCGGCGUUAUUCAGCAACAAUUCAACGACAGCAAGUACGACAAAUGCUUCGUGCAAAACCCAGCCACUGCUUUCCUCAACAGUUCCAUCAAUGGCGCCACCAAAUGCGUGACUGACGUGCUUGACACCGCACAAAACACACUUAAUAGUCUUACCACCAACAUCAACACUGUGUUGAGCACCCUCACUGGUAAUUCCGUGGCUGAAAACUGCAAGAACAGCAUGAUGGGCGAAUGGAUGUGCCAACAGAUGCAGAAUACCUAUGCAAUGACUUCACUUGUUUCUGCCGCAGCUAACAUUUCAGCCACUUCAGCCACCGCCAUUGUUUACUUCAGCAGUCUGCCACAAACCUUCAUUCCUUGCGCUGUAUAUAGUGCUCGGUUUGAAAAGUUUGCAUUUAAUGCUUUGCGCAACGUUACUAACUGCGUUCACUCAAUAAUGAAUGCGCAAUAAUGCGUUGAUAAAUAAAAAGUAUAAAAAUGAGGUUAUGUUGGCGCAACAUUGUCUCAUUUAUCCUUGCAAAACAAAUGUGGCGUGUUUACGACUGAAUUAAACAUUUUUGCAUUUUAACAA